AUGUCUGUCAUAGAAGACGUUCCUGUCCGAAUCCUCGUCGUCAACCCAAACACGUCUGAACACAUGACACAGGCACUGCAGCCAGUGAUUGACGACCUUGGUUUCAAAAAUGUCCAGUACACACUGUUCACUUCUCCCACACCUGGUAUAUCAUCGAUCAAUUCUCCGGACGAUGCCACCGAGUCUGCGAAAGCGUGCCUGUCCGCACUGAUCCCCAUGCUCCCGAUGCAUGAUGCCUUCCUGGUUGCAUGCUACUCUCAACAUCCACUUGUACCGCAGCUCAAACACGAAUGUGACAUACUUCAGCAAGAAGCUACAAAAGGUGCCGGCGGCGCUGGAGCCAGAAAAUAUGUCACGGGCAUAUUCGAAGCUAGUGUCGUCACUUCACUAGCACUAACCGGAUCGAAUACAAACGAGAGUUUCGGUAUUGUAUCAACGGGCAAGAUCUGGGAGACAGCCUUGAGAGACGCCGUACACGAACUGUUCGGAGUCACCAAUAGCAAGAGGUUCGCAGGCUGCCAGACCACAGGCCUCAAUGCGAGCGAGUUACACGAUCUCCCUGCUGAAGAGGUGAGAACCAAGAUGAAAGAUGCCACAAAACGUCUAUUACAGGAUGGCACCAGUAUGCAAAGCCAUGUUCGAGCUAUCUGUCUGGGCUGCGCAGGAAUGAUCGGCCUUGAAGAAGCUGUUCGAGAGGCUUGCCUAGAAGAGCUGGGCGAAGAAGAUGGCAAGAAAGUUGCAAUCGUCGAUGGAGUCAAAGCUGGUAUAGGCGCCCUAUUGACGCUCGCCAGAGGAGGGUUCUGA
This is a messenger RNA of Lithohypha guttulata, 804 nucleotides long. It is a transcript of the gene DCG1, whose product is annotated as Protein dcg1. The transcript has 2 exons. Bases 1 to 804 code for a protein of 267 amino acids. The record is from RefSeq and is a predicted model, not a curated record. Lineage: Eukaryota; Fungi; Ascomycota; Eurotiomycetes; Chaetothyriales; Trichomeriaceae.